Molecule: messenger RNA, 1602 nt
Organism: Dentiscutata erythropus
Lineage: Eukaryota; Fungi; Glomeromycota; Glomeromycetes; Diversisporales; Gigasporaceae
Source: the annotation of a GenBank genome assembly
AUGGGUGCCACGUUUUCGUCCACAAAACAAAAGCCUGUUGAUUUUGAACGUCUAUUAGGUUAUAAAACCGCUGCUAUCUCCUUACCACCAGAAUGUCUUCGCGAAAUCUUUGAAUAUCUUGAUAAAGGCUCUCUUUAUUCUUCUCUUUUGGUUAAUAGAAGUUGGUGUAAAGUCGUUGUUCCUUUAUUAUGGAGGUCACCUUUUCGAACAGCAAACGGACCGUCACUUGAAACAGCCAAAGUCAUACAAACUUACCUUAUAUGCCUUUGUGAAAAAUCAAAAGCAUAUUUAGUUAGUAAUGGUGUAAAAUUACCACUUUCAACAACCAAAAUUUUUGAUUAUCCGUCUUUCCUUCGUGAACUAAAAUUUGUAGAGUUAUAUAGUGCAGUGUCUGAUUGGCUUGCAACAGAGUCUAAUAAUAUUGGUGAUGAACAACAAUCAACUUUUUUAAGGGUUUUAAUUACUGAACAAUUAUUUAAAUUGUUCAUGAAUAGAUGCCCAACAUUUGAAAUUCUUUCAUUAUCAGAUUUAUCUAAUGAGGCACCUAUGCCAUUGGUACCUCUUUUAGCAGGAUCUGGAGCUGAUUCUUGUUUAAUUGGACUUAAAUCAUUUCAUUGUGUAAGUAAACACGGUGGUAAAAGAGAUAUUUUUCGAGUCAUGUCUCAAGUGUCAGAAACUCUUGAAACCAUGUGGGUUGGUGGAGUUGAACAAGAUAUGGAAGUUAAAGCUUUAAGUGUCUUUAUAAGAGCACAAAAAAGAUUAAAAGCUUUUAAAUAUUCAUGGGAUUAUCAAACUCGACUUCAAAUUAUUUUAAUUGGAACGCUUGAUGCACUUAGAACACAAGCAAAAACUUUAACAACACUUCAUUUUGAAUAUUGCAAUUUCGCACAUUGUGAUUCAUUAGAACCGUUAGCAGUAUGUGAAAAUUUGGAAAUUAUUCAAUUUAUACAAUGCAUAUAUUUAGCAGAAAAGAUGCGACCUUUAGCAAAAGUAUUUUUCCCACGUUUAAAGACACUCGGUUUCUAUUGUAAUUUUUUAGAUUCAGCAAGAUAUUGGAUAGAUCCAAGUGAUAUUGCAGCAAUUGUUAAAAAUUCGCAUAAAAGUUUAGAGCAUGUCGUAUUACCAAGAGUUGGAAAUUAUGAAGAAGGAUCACAAACUUUAAUAAAAGCACUUCGUCAUUGUAUAAAUAUUAUUGAUUUACGGUUACAAAUUCGUCAAGGAGAAACGGAAGAUUUUAUGAAAUUCUUCAAUAAUAAUAAUAGACUUGAAAUAACAACAUUCAUUUGUCAUGGUGAUUUAAAUGUUGAAGAAUUAUUAACGCAAAUGAGUCGUAGAUGGCCGAAUACAUUGUCAACCCUAAAUAUUAAAGGACAAUGGAUGAUUACACCUGAAUCUUUAAAAACAUUUCUCAAAGAUAGUAAAUCUUGUUUAAAACAUUUAGAUUUACAUUCAUCUAAUCAUUUAACAGAUGAUCAUGUUGCAGCAGUUAUUGAAUAUUUAAAAGAUAUGAAAGCAGCAAAAAAACCUCAUUUAUGUAGUAUUUUUAUGUCUGGUGAUCGAAUAACAGAGAAGCGAGGUUUUAAUUUAAAUCCCUGGAUUUAA